Molecule: messenger RNA, 951 nt
Organism: Dipodomys spectabilis (banner-tailed kangaroo rat)
Lineage: Eukaryota; Metazoa; Chordata; Mammalia; Rodentia; Heteromyidae
Gene: Wnt5b
Product: Wnt family member 5B
Biological process (GO): cell fate commitment; multicellular organism development; neuron differentiation
Cellular component (GO): extracellular region
Molecular function (GO): cytokine activity; frizzled binding
Source: RefSeq, a predicted model, not a curated record
AUGCCCAGCCUGCUCCUGCCUGCUGCUGCCACCCCUGGCCCUGCUCCCCAGCUGCUGACCGAGGCCAGCUCCUGGUGGCCCGCCCCCGGCCUCCCCGCGUGCGGCCGGCUGCCCGGGCUGUCCGCGGGCCGGCGGACGCUGUGCCGGCUGCACCGGGAGCUCCUGGCCUUCGUCGGGGCGGGCGCGCGGGCCGGCGUCCGCGAGCGCCAGCACCAGUCCCGCGCCUCCAGCUUCGGCCGCGUCCUGCGGAUCGGCAGCCGGGAGGCGGCCUUCACGCACGCGGUCAGAGCGGCCAGGGUGGUGGACACCAUCGCCUGGGCCUGCCGGGAGGGCGCACUGUCCACCUGCGGCUGCAGCCGGGCCUCGCGUCCCAGGGAGCUGCCCCGGGACUGGCUGUGGGGAGGCUGUGGGGACAACGUGGACUAUGCCUACCGCUUCACCCGGGAGUUCGUGGACACGUGGUAGCUGGAGCGGAGCCCGGCCCGGGGCUCGGAGGAGCAGGGCCGCGCGCUCAUGAACCUGCAGAACAACGAGGGGGGGGAGCAGGCUGUGUACCAGAUGGCAGACACGUCCUGCCGGGUGUCACGGGGUGUGGGCUCCUGCAGCUGGCUGCAGCUGGCCCCGUUCUGGAGGGUGGGGCUGAAGGAGAGGUACGACCCCGCGGCCGCUGUGCGCGUGACCCCGCGCGCCCACAGCCCCUUCACGCGGCCCACGCCCGACGACCUGGUCUACCUGGACCCCAGCCCCGAGUAUACCUGCUCGCCCGGCACCCACGGCCGCGCGUGCAACAAGACCUCGGCCGGCACGGAGGGCUGCGACCUGCUGUGCUGCGGGCGCGGCUUCCAGGCCUGGCGCGGCCUGUGCGUGGAGCGCUGCGGCUAAUUCCACUGGUGCUGCUUCGUGCGCUGCAGGAAGUGCUGGCGGCCCGUGGAGCAGUACGUGUGCAAGUGA